Molecule: messenger RNA, 1533 nt
Organism: Peniophora sp. CBMAI 1063
Lineage: Eukaryota; Fungi; Basidiomycota; Agaricomycetes; Russulales; Peniophoraceae
Source: the annotation of a GenBank genome assembly
AUGUCCGCAGACUCCUCAACGUCCACUUUAGCCCCCAACGAGACGACCUCGCUCAUAACGCGCACGUCCUCAACCUUCACCGAGGAUGCCCGUAGUGCCGGUCACUUCACCCUGAGCGCGAAGCAUACAGCCCGAGAACUCCUCUUACUGCUUAGGGACUCAACUCCCGUCGUACUUUCAUAUGUUCUUCAGCACUCAAUCUGCACGGUCGCCGUCAUAGUAGCGGGUCGAUUAGGUCCUGAAGAGUUGUCGAUUGCAGCAUUCAGCCUGAUGUUGACAUUUGUCACAGGCUUUGUGGUCGCUUUGGGAGGAUCGACAGCUCUCGAUACUUUCGGGUCUCAGGCGUUCACUGGCGGCAAGCGUUCGACAGAUCUCUCCGUGCAUUUCAUGCGUUGCAUCAUUGUGCUCUGGAUGUUCUUCAUUCCAAUCGCAAUCCUAUGGAUCAACGCGGAGCCAAUACUUCUCGCUCUUGGACAAGAACCACUCAUUGCUCGAGGCACACAGAGAUUCCUGCGAGUCAUGAUCGUCGGAGUCCCAGCGUAUAUCGCUUUCGAGAGCCUAAAGAAGUAUCUUCAAUGCCAAGGUAUCAUUCAUGCACCUACUGUUGUUCUUCUGGCCGUCUUCCCUAUCAAUGUGGCACUCAACGUGGCCCUCGUGCACUACACAUCCCUGGGCAUCAUGGGCACUCCGCUCGCCGUGUCUCUCACGUUCUAUAUCGCUUUCACACUCCUAGCGUCCUACACGGCGCGGUCAUCCCAGCAUAGGAAAAACCAGACAUGGGGUGGCUUCCGCUUCCGAGUCAUCCUGAACUUUCGCGGAUGCAUGUCCUUCACGAAGCUUGCUCUCCCCGGCGUACUCAUGGUCGGCACCGAGUGGGCUGCGUUCGAGAUAGUGGCGCUAGCUGCUGGCCGGCUUGGGAGUACUUCUCUCGCAGCGCAGUCUAUCAUCAUGACCUCUGACCAAAUCCUCAACACCAUACCCUUCGGGAUAGGUGUCGCUGCGUCAGCUCGAGUGGGGAGCCUCAUCGGCAGCCGCUCGGCCGCUGGUGCCCGGUUUGCGGGGCAUCUGUCGGCUUUCGCCAGCGUUCUUGCUGGCGCUACAGUGAUGAUUCUUCUGCUCGCGACUAAAAACGUAUUCCCAUACAUGUUCACCGACAACGGGCAAGUCGCGCAACUCGUGAGCCAGGUCAUGCCCCUUCUUGCGUCUUUUCAGAUUGCGGACGGGCUGGCGGGUUCGUGUGGAGGUGUAUUGCGGGGUCAAGGACGCCAGCAUCUCGGCGCGGUCUUCAACGUCGUGGCAUAUUACAUCCUGGCGCUGCCUAUAGGCAUCUCUCUGGCAUUCAAGUAUGAUCUUGGGCUGGCUGGUCUCUGGAUCGGACAAGUGAUCGGGCUUUUUGUCGUCGGCAUCGCCGAAUACGCCGUUGUCUGGCUGGGAACGGACUGGGAGCGUGAGGUCGAGAAAGGCGCAGAUCGUAAUGCGGCAGAAGCCCUUCGGCAGCAGACUCUCGUCGUUCGCGAUGAUGGCCGUGUUUAG